Messenger RNA from Schistosoma guineensis, 642 nucleotides. NCBI's taxonomy places the organism in Eukaryota, Metazoa, Platyhelminthes, Trematoda, Strigeidida, Schistosomatidae. The record is from the annotation of a GenBank genome assembly.
AUGGCUAUAAUGUAUAUACUUGAAAAAGAAUUCGACAGUAUUGAUAAAAAUUCUGAUGGAUUUCUAAGUAGAGCUGAAAUUAUUAGCUGUUUGGAAAGUUUUGGUUUUCCUAAAAGUCAAGCUGAAGUUCUGGAACAGUCUAUUAAACCCGAAACGAGUUUAGUCUCUGUCAUAGCUGUUAAUAAUGAGAUAGGUGUCCUACAGCCCAUUGAAGAAAUUGGAAGACUACGUCGAAGUAGAGGGGUUUUCUUCCAUACUGAUGCUGCACAAGCUUUCGGAAAAGUGCCAAUUGACGUCAAUGCUAUGAAUAUUGAUCUCAUGUCCAUUAGUGGUCACAAGAUAUCUGGUCCUCAGGGAAUUGGUGCUCUCUACGUAAGUCGUCGAACCAGGGUUCGAUUAGAAGCUCAGCAAAGUGGAGGUGGACAGGAACGUGGGUUAAGAUCUGGUACUCUUCCUACGGCCUUAGUUGUUGGCUUAGGUGAAGCAAGCCGUUUGUCCAGCGAGGAAAUGAAAUAUUUUCUUAUGUCUGAAAUGAUCAAUGUAAGUAGACGAGGUUAUGUCAACUCAACUGUAUUAACAAAUACAAUGUUAUGUACAGCUUGUCAGUUGUCUUUUGAAAACAUUUCCGUCCAUACUAAUUAG